This is a messenger RNA of Sebastes umbrosus (honeycomb rockfish), 2494 nucleotides long. It is a transcript of the gene mapk14a, whose product is annotated as mitogen-activated protein kinase 14a. Gene Ontology annotation, cellular component: nucleus; cytoplasm. The transcript is spliced from 12 exons. Gene Ontology annotation, molecular function: MAP kinase activity; ATP binding. The record is from RefSeq and is a predicted model, not a curated record. Bases 282 to 1364 code for a protein of 360 amino acids. Gene Ontology annotation, biological process: protein phosphorylation; intracellular signal transduction. NCBI's taxonomy places the organism in Eukaryota, Metazoa, Chordata, Actinopteri, Perciformes, Sebastidae.
UCGUCUGUAAAGCAAAGCAGAGAGAGAGAGAGAGAAAGAAAGAGAGACAGAGAGGAACAAACAGCGUGAAGACUUAAUAAAGCGUGCAUUUUAUCAGACGGUGAUUCUGCAACAUUUCGCAAGAAGAAAGCAGAGCACCCAAACUUUGCUUUACUUUAAAAGUUCACUUAUGUUCUGGUAACUUUGGAGGUGAAGUUGUAUCGGUAGCGGCUCUGAGGAGUCUCCAGCUCGGCGCAGAAGAAGAGUCGGUGGUCGGUAGUCGGUCGGUCGGUUCUGCAGGAAUGUCGCAGAAAGAGAGACCGAAGUUUUACCGUCAGGAGGUCAACAAGACCAUCUGGGAAGUCCCGGAGAGAUACCAAACCCUGUCCCCGGUGGGCUCCGGAGCCUACGGAUCCGUGUGUUCUGCGUAUGAUUUGAAGACUGGUUUGAAGAUAGCUGUGAAGAAGCUCUCUAGGCCAUUUCAGUCCAUCAUCCACGCCAAGAGAACGUACAGAGAGCUGCGGUUGCUGAAGCACAUGAAACACGAAAAUGUGAUUGGCCUCCUAGAUGUCUUCAGUCCUGCUACUAGUCUGAAGGAAUUCACUGAUGUGUAUCUUGUGACUCACUUAAUGGGGGCAGAUCUCAACAACAUAGUGAAAUGUCAGAAACUCACAGAUGACCAUGUGCAGUUCCUCAUUUACCAGAUCCUCAGAGGGUUAAAGUAUAUCCACUCAGCAGACAUCAUACACAGAGAUUUGAAACCCAGUAAUCUGGCGGUGAAUGAAGACUGUGAGCUGAAGAUUUUGGACUUUGGUUUGGCGCGGCACACUGAUGAUGAGAUGACCGGCUACGUGGCUACCCGCUGGUACCGCGCCCCAGAGAUCAUGUUGAACUGGAUGCAUUACAACAUGACAGUGGAUAUUUGGUCAGUGGGCUGUAUAAUGGCAGAACUCCUCACUGGAAAAACUCUGUUUCCUGGAACUGAUCACAUUGAUCAGUUGAAGCUAAUCAUGCUGCUCGUCGGAACACCAGGGCCCGAGCUCUUGAUGAAAAUAUCUUCAGAGUCUGCCAGGAACUACAUCAGCUCCUUGCAACACAUGCCUAAGAGGAACUUUGCUGAUGUGUUCAUUGGUGCUAACCCACAAGCUGUGGACCUUCUGGAGAAAAUGCUGGUUCUGGACACAGACAAACGGAUAACAGCAGCCGAGGCUCUGGCUCACUCCUACUUCGCUCAGUACCACGACCCAGACGACGAGCCCGAAGCCGAGCCGUACGACCAGAGCUUUGAGAGCCGUGAGCUGGAGAUUGAAGAGUGGAAACGAUUAACCUAUGAGGCGUUGUGUAGUUUUGAGCCGCCUCUCUUUGACGAGGACGACAUGGAGUAAGGAGACGUGCUACCCACAUCGAAUCCAGCCUGCGACAAUUUGAAACAACCUCGAUCAUGUGCAUUAGUGUUAAAAAAAUCCUCUCAGACACACUUGUAUCAGAGUGCCUACCAGCCUUUCUUUCAGUCUUUGUUAACCGAGAAAAGAUUGCCCACCAUUAGCUCUUGUGAGGAGAUCAUUACCAGCGUAUGGAAAGGAAGAGCUCGACCAGUUAUCAUUAUUCUUAUUUAUGAACCACUAAUGUUGAUGGUCUGUUGCUGGGAAAUGGCGCUUCUUGCCAAUAGCUGAAAUCAUUUUGUAUUCUUCAGAUUUUUUUAAAUUUAGACUUGUCACUGUGACACUGAGAUGCUGAAACACCUGGACCUAUAGCUGUGCUAUUCUGUGUUUUUAAACUUUCUAUUGAGUAACUUAUGAAUAAGCUUCUGUCCAUCUAUUGAAAAAGGAAUAUGCUCGUCUACCACUCGCCCUGCCAAGCUGUCACAUGUAUUAAUUGUUCCUAUAUUUAAAAAGAGAUCACUCUGAAGGGUUUCAUAUCUGACAGAAGUAGAUUUGAUGUUUUUAGGUAGAUGAUAAUUUGAGAAUGUGCCUGUUCUAUGUAGUCACUGACCUUCAGUGCUCACCAACCGAAUUUCACACAUUUUAAUGUUUGUUUUGAUAGUUUAUGCUCUGUGAGACGCCGAUACAUAUUUUGGCUACACAGAAACAAUCUGAGCCUCUGCUGUUUUAAGGACAGUGCUAUUCAACAAGGCACCUAAGAAGUAGGAAAAAAAUAUUCAUAAGUACAUGCUCUACUCAAAAACUAUGUAAAUAUCUGUGCGUUAUUUUUUAAAUCUCUGACUUAUUGUGCUUAUGUCAUGAAGCAAUCACUUUUAGUAUGUACAUCAGUUAAAGACUUUGUGUGCGUUUGCGAGAGUGUGUUUGUUGGUUUACAGGAAUUUUAAGUGUCAUGCUAAAACCUCUAAUAGAAAUACUGCUUCAAUGUGUAAAAGAGGGAUUUCAGUUGUAUUUAUACUUUGUGGAGGUGGUAUUUAUAAACAACAAUCGAAAGAUCCCUUAAACUAUUUUCAGUCCAGCAGAGUAACUACUAUCUUCAUCUUUGUUUAACAAAAUAAAGACUUAUUUUUAAGAGA